UCUGGUGGCUUGUAUUGUCUUUCAGCAUUUCCUCUCCCAGCUUGAGUCUGCUUACAGCAUUGAAGGGAUAAGCAGGUAUAUAGGCACUAUUUGUUUGACUUAUCUGAAGGUCUUUGGGUUAAUGUUGAGCACUUUGGCCAACCUGGGCAUUUGUGAUACACAUCUAUGUCCUUCCCUUUUUCAGGGAAUACUGUCCUAGUAGAGAGGUAAAAAAGAAAAGCAUCCUGUUAUCAUCCUUCUGCCUAGGGAAAAUAUCCUACUCCAGCUGUGAGAGGAUGUACUGAAGAGCUUUGGCUUUGGCUCAGGGAAAGGAGUGACUGCAGCUAGUGUGUAACAUGUCUAGGAGGUGAAUGUUUCCCUGAGGGGAAUGAUGUGCCAUCCAAUCCCACUUUAGGAAAACUCUCUAAAUCCUGUGAACAAUGUUUAUUUAUAAUGUCUGACAGCUCUAAUGCCUUUGCUCAUCUGCUUUCCAGCAUGCUGAAACCUAGCAAGAAUGCACAGAAUGAGCACGAGUUGCAACAGACUCAUGAAUGAGGUGACUCCAGGUAGCAAAGCUGCAAUAGCCAACUUAUGUAUAGGAGACCAGAUCAUAGCCAUUGAUGGGGUGAACACGGAUAACAUGACACACCUUGAGGCGCAAAACAAAAUCAAGGGUUGCACAGAUGAACUAACUCUGACAGUCAGCAGAACAGAGUCAAAAGUCUGGUCACCACUUGUAAAUGAGGAGGGAAAGACGCAUCCUUAUAAGAUGAAUCUGGCAUCUCAGCCACAGGAAAUAAGGCAUGUAGGAAGUGCACACAACCGGAGCGCGGUGCCCUUCACAGCUGCCACAGCUUCUGCCCCUAGACUGAUCGCUGCUCAGUACAACAGCCCAGCAGGCCUCUAUUCCUCAGAGAACAUCCAGACCUUCAACAGUGCGGUGGAGUCAAAGACAUCACCUGUGGCCCUGGAGUCUACCAAGCCUUUAGAUCAGCAUAACCAGCCCUCAGGUGGCAUUGUCAUAGAGAGAGAGUCUGAGGUUUACAAGAUGCUCCAGGAGAAUCAAGAGUCAAACGAGCCACCUAGACAAUCUGCUUCCUUCCUCGUAUUGCAAGAGAUUCUGGAGUCAGAAGAGAAAGGUGACCCUAUCAAACCAUCUGGAUUUAGGAGCGUCAAAGCCCCCACCACAAAGGUGGCCUCAUCGAUUGGGAAUGCCCAGAAGUUGCCGAUGUGUGAGAAGUGUGGAUCUGGCAUUGUAGGGGUGUUUGUGAAGAUCCGUGACAAGCAGCGUCACCCAGAGUGCUAUGUGUGCAGCGACUGUGGCACCAACCUCAAGCAGAAAGGACACUUCUUCGUGGAAGACCAAAUCUACUGCGAGAAGCAUGCACGGGAGCGGGUGAUUCCCCCAGAGGGCUACGAGGUGGUCACUGUCUUCCCAAAGUAACCUGCACUACUCACAAAGCCAGUGUGGAUGAUUUCUCCUCAGCUGCUCUUCCUUGGAAAGCAUCGUCUUUGCCUCCUGCUGAAUCUUGUUUGCAGUAAGGAACACUGGGCAUGGCUUUGAACUUCCUUGUCAAUAUUAAUCCACCAUCUGUCACUAAUUGGUAAACACUCAUUUUGUCUCCUCUUUCACUGUUUGGGCUCGGUUUUUGGUUUUUUUUCAAUACACAGAAUUAACUUUUUCCCUUUCUUUGUGCUGUCAAUCGUAUGGGAGAAAUCAGAGGCCAAAGUCAAGACACAACUCUUCUGUGUCCCAGUUAUUUGCCUUCUCUUUGCAUUCAAUAAAUGGGGUGAAUCCACAAGGCAGGGGUGUCUGCUUUCUCCUUUAUCCCUCUGCACUGCUUCAGGGUUCCUGGAGCAGCAGAAGAGGUGCAUGGCUGUGCUCACCCUGGAGAACAGUGGGAGUUACGCAGUUGAGUCGGGCUCAUCCUGCUGCCCAGCUGCUGUGAGCAGCUCCUGCUGGCACCCGACCAGGGCCCGGUGGGCACAGCCAAGCCCCAUACCGCAGCUGGCACUGCUGGCCUGUGCCUGGUGCAAGGCAGAUCAGAGCUUCCUCCUCUGCGUUCAGCACUGCUUCGUGGUGAUGGCACUUCAAAGCUUCCCGUUGCCACAUCAAUCACCUGUGCACCCCUACAGUCCACCAUGCUCACAAGCUCAGCCCUGUGAAAACAUCUCUUUGAUGCUUGCUGGAAACCAGGGGGUCCUACAGCAAAGACAGGAGGGAUUGAGCGGCUCUUCCCUCUGCCGGCAGGCUCAGGUACAGGCUGGUGAGGUCGAGUUUUGCUGCCGCACACCUCUUGUCCAUGGUCACUGAUGUUCCCAUCUGCAGCCAUCUGGGACAGAUCUGCCAUGCACGGUGCCGUGGCGGUGCCAGAGGCAUUGCCCUGCUUGCAGCGCCUCCGGACAUGCAGGGCUGCUGGAGGGAGUCUGGGGUGGGAAGGGUCCCACGUGCAGUGGCUGAGGGCCUGCUGGGACGAUGUGUGGUGAGGUUAUUUUAUCUGCUCACACCUCUUAAUGUGCUGAGGGCUGUUCUUUUG
Molecule: messenger RNA, 2516 nt
Organism: Cuculus canorus (common cuckoo)
Lineage: Eukaryota; Metazoa; Chordata; Aves; Cuculiformes; Cuculidae
Gene: PDLIM1
Product: PDZ and LIM domain 1
Exons: 7
Coding region: 494-1423 (309 amino acids)
Biological process (GO): actin cytoskeleton organization; muscle structure development; heart development
Cellular component (GO): filamentous actin; Z disc; adherens junction
Molecular function (GO): actin binding; muscle alpha-actinin binding
Source: RefSeq, a predicted model, not a curated record